AGAUUCAGAUUCAAAAGCUGCAGCUCUUGUAUCUUUUUCUGUAGUGGACCAGAUAAGCAGCAGUGGCAAAAUGCGCACCUCAAGUCCAUUGUCAGCUCGUUGUGGCCCCUUCGGCGUUGCACCCUCCUGCUCCACCUCGCAUUCGAAGUACCGUCCACUGACGCUCGCGAAGCCGGCGGCCAACACUGUUCCCAGUACCGCAGCUUCGACUGCCCCCGAGAGUGUCGAACGGUGCUAUUUUAGCAUUCUUUACUCCGCUCAGCCGUACCAGCGGAAACGCAAAUGCUUUCUCCAGGGGUUGCUCGUGGUUUGCGCUAAAGCCGUGCGAGGCGAAGAUGGGCAGCGGCAACUCAAAAUUGUGAAGACCGAGAUCAAGAACGAUAAAGGUGAUACCGUUCGGCAGUUUCGUAGUUUUGCGACGAGUAAAAAUGCAGCCGGCUCGAGCCGCGGUGCAUCGAUAGCGCUGUCGAUUCGAUUCGUGGAAGAUUUGCGGGCAGCGCAGCGCGAAGUAGGCGGCGAGCUGGGCUACCAUUGCGGUAUGUUUCUGGAGUUGGGCGACGAAGUUUCAGAGGCGGACUACUUAUCGGGGCAAAUGUUUCUACCUGUAACUUCUGCAGCUCCUAACGUAAUGAACAAGAGAAGUUCCUCAUCGCUUUCACUGCAGCCUGUGGCACUUGGUCCUCGAGGUUCUGCACCCACGGUUUCCAAGAAUAUGGACCGCCAUUGCGAUCGCGAAGGAGUGCGUGCUGUAGUACUGCCAUCAGCGACCAUGGGAGCCGGAAGUGUUGAGUCGUCUGUUCGAGCGCCGGCACAAGAUGAGCCGGAAGCGAAAAGGCGACGUGUUUUGCUGCCUUUAAAGAAGCGCCAGAUGCUCGGGAGAGGCGCAACCACGACUGCAGCAGCUGCGCCAUCGGUCGGACCGACUUCUGGUGCGGCACUCCAACAAACCAUUUCGAGGACCAACCAAAAGUAUGCAUGCUUGCAAUUGGCCGAACACAGGAGCACACACGAAUACGCCCCGUCCAGUGACGAGCGUUUCGCAUCCGUCCUCACAGCCUCGUCUAUUCCAUCGACUGAUUCAGAAGUGUCCGGGCUUCUUGUGCCGUUCGAGCACCCUGAAAAAAUCGCAUCUUCAAGCUGUCAGGUCGGCAAGAAAAAGGAGGUAUCCAGCACCUCGACUGCGAGAGAACAGUGCGCGAAUGACGCGAUACCCCAAGUAGCUCCAUGUUUCAUCGACCGAAAGACGCAAAGAAUCUCGGUCGACGCGGAACUAGCGACAAAGCUGCGGCCGCAUCAGCUCGACGCACUUUAUUUUCUCUACGACCGACUGUAUGACGGGGAUGUCGGUGUGGGCGUCGCGACGAGCAAUAAUGUAGCUGCCAUCUUCGGGACACCAGCCUCGUCGACGAGCGCAGCUGCACCCAGGUUGCAAGGAGUGUGUCUGGCUGAUGACAUGGGACUCGGGAAGUCUCUUACUACGAUUGCGUUCAUGUACAGCAUGAUUCAAGCCAAGGUGCUCCGCAAGGCGUGCAUCGUCUGUCCGGCGUCGCUGACGUCCAACUGGCAGAAGGAGAUCUGCAAAUGGCUGGGCGAGCGAAAGCUCCGGCCGACCGUUAUCAUCGGGAACAGCCACACGAAGCGGCUUCUGAAAAACCAGACCUGCUCGGAAAAGAUGGAGUUCGUGAUCAAGGCAUGGGUAUCAAGAGUAAAAAUGUCUGGGUCUGGAGGAUUCUGACACUUGUCAUGCAUGUUUUGCAUGAGCCAUGAUGUCUGUAUUGCAUACCCUAGCAUUACAGAUUUUUUGAGAGCUUCUUGAUGCCUAUUCCGCAUGACAAAUGCCCUCUCCGCGUAGCAGGCAGAGCCGUCGUCCACAUUUGCCCAGGCAGAGCCGUCGUCUUGCUGGACACAACCAACAUUUGUCCAAAACAGCCGAGGGCCAAGAUGACACCGUGAGGACGACCACAGGGGGUCCGUCUCCAAGAAGAAGAAGAAGUAGCAAAAAUUUCAUUCCUUUUGGUACUCAUGCAGUACAGAUUUUUCUGGAAUCCAAAUGCAGCAUCACAAGUUGAAUUCUUCCAGACCCAGACAUUUUUACAUUUGGUAAUGGGUGAACAGCAAGAAUCCGAUGGCGGACAAGCUUUUGAUCCUCUCCUACGAGCAGCUGCGCAACCACGCGGAUGCGCUGGCUCUCGGUGUGGACUUCCUGGUGCUCGACGAGGGGCACCGCAUCGGCAGUGGUGGCUCGCAGACAGCGACGAGCUUGCACAAGUUUCGGAAGGCGAAGAAGCUCCUCCUGUCCGGAACACCCCUGCAAAACAACCUCGACGAAUUUUUUGCCUUGAGCGAAUUUCUGAACCCCGGACUUCUCGGCUACGAUUACGAAAAGGUGUUCAAGAAACCGAUUCUGAAGGCUCGCGACAAGCACGCCACAACAGAGACGAAAAAACUCGGCGACGCCCGGUUCCACCAUAUGAACAUGAUCACGCAACAGUGGCUGCUCCGAAGAACGGCGAACAUGGUGCUCAGAAAAGUGUUGCCGCCCAUGCAUACCUUGCUCCUCUUCUGUCCGCUGAGCCUGCAAUUUCAGAAGCUGUACACAGAAAAAUUGAUGGGAGCUGCACCAUCAACAAGCUUUGGUACUACGAAUACUGCAGGUCGUGGGGCGCCGUCGUCCUCCACCGCGUCGUGCGAUACAAGAGCCGGUGGUGGCGGGCACGGUGUGUUGUCGCUCCUGUUGGAACUGCGGCGCAUUUGCUUCGAAGGCAAGAUGGAGUUCGUCAAAGCGUUUCUGCGGCGCCUGAGCUUGCGCCAGGAAAAGUGCGUUUUAGUGAGCAACUUCACACGGUGCCUCGACCACGUGGAAAGAGUUUUGCAGGAGCUGGCGGUGGAAAGCCGUGCACUGGGGACUACAACGGCGUCUUUCAACUACGAACGGCUGGACGGAAGCACGAGUCAGAAGCUGCGCGGCCCGAUGGUGGAACGCUUCAAUCGAAUUCCCGACGACGUCGAGGGUAGUUUCAGUGUCGUGAACAGCGGCGCGAAGAGUGAAGGCGACGACGAAGAACCGCUGUCCGGUGCUGCAGUGCAGUUUUUUCUUCUUUCCGCGAAGGCCGGUGGGGUAGGUUUGAAUCUGAUCGGGGGAGCCAAGCUCGUGAUGUUGGACCCUGAUUGGAACCCCGCCACGGAUGCCCAGGCAAUGAGGCGCGUGUGGCGGGACGGGCAGAAGCGGGAGGUCUUCGUGUACCGUCUGGUAACGCCCGGGUCGAUUGAGGAAUGCAUUUUGAUGCGGCAGGACAAGAAGCAGGAUCUCUUGCAGAACGUCGUCGUGUCGGCGGAUGCACUGAAAAAAUCGCACACAAAUUUGACGCUGGCGGAAGUGCGGCACCUGUUCCAGCUUCGGGGAUAUUCAAAACCGAAAGCGAAGGCCGCGGCUGCGUCGAUUGAUAAAGAAGUGGAGGUGGAGCCCGGGGCGGCACCUAGAUGGCAGUGGAAGCCGAGUGAGUAUGUGCGCAGGAUGCCGGUCUGCGGAUUUGAGUUGGCGGAACGUGCAUGUCUACUCUCACGCGACGAUGAGGACACUUCAAAUCUGAUCCCGAGUCAGUGGCACAUCGCAGUUGCACCACAUGAGUUAGACGCAGGGGACAGUACAGACGAUGUAGAAGUACAGGAAGACGAGGAGACGAAGUCCGGUGAUAUGGAAGAUGGAGUUAGCACCACUGGACUUCUGGAAGACACCUCCGAGUUUGCUUUGGUCGCAUGCUGA
Molecule: messenger RNA, 3763 nt
Organism: Amoebophrya sp. A120
Lineage: Eukaryota; Dinophyceae; Syndiniales; Amoebophryaceae
Source: the annotation of a GenBank genome assembly